UCCUUAUCCUGACCCCCUUUCCCAGCGCUAUAUAGUCAUAAUAGUUUGGCGCUUUCCCCCUGAUAAAUCCCUAAAUCUCAUCAUGUAACUACACUUAGGUAAUUACUAGUCGGUGACCAUGUUAGACUCGUCUCUCCCUCCCCCCUCACCAACCAAACACUUGGUGUCACAUCCCAGCGAGAGCCCGGCUUGCCUGUGAGGCCAGCCAACCACUCUGCCAUUGGCCGCGUUGCUUGAAGACCGCUCCCGGUGCCUCUUCACCCUGCACGAUGUUCACCUCCAACAACAGUCGCAGAGAUCACAAUGCCCCAAACACAACAUUUACUAUAACAACAGCUACGGGAAAACGGCAAAUUAAUGCACCGUCAAGAAAGUCUUCAACAACAAAAGCUACAGCGUUAACAGUGGCGAGUAAAGGAGCAAGAGGUCGCACAAGAGUAAAAGAAGAUAAGGAACAGAUGAUUAGUUGUGAGGAAGUGAUGCAGAGUGGUGUGGCUGGCGUGGGCGUGCUUAGCAAGCCUCGUGCGGUGCUGCUGAUGGAAGAGGAGCUGCGGGCUGCCCUUGCUAGCUUCUUUUGCCAUUCCUCGCCGACUGGCCUUCGUCAGGCUCCCGUGACUCUUGCACAUGGCGGCACUGUUGAUGCUACUACCGACAAGCCUGUUCUUACAAUGGAGAAGGGUCUGAAGGCGGUGGAGGCGACGCUGAGACAGCUGGUGGCCAGGGCGAGGCCCUACACCCGCCUGCUGGCCCUCCUGCACCACGGCUACUGCCACUACCUCACCUACCUGCAGGCACGACUCGCCAUCUGCCUCCAGACGCAGGAGAAGGACACGCCCUCCGGGAGGCGCCUUCAGGGAGAGGUGACCCGCCUCUGCGCCCUCAACCACGACCUCCAACACCGUCUCCUCCAGGCAGACCUCCACAUCACCGACCUCAAAGACCAGGUGUCCAAGGUGGAGGAAGCGUUGGGACAGGAGCGGCGUGGUGCUGUGUGUGUGGAAGAGGACAGGCGGGCGAUGCAGACCCAGCUGAUGGAGGCGAAGGUGGAGGCCGGGGCGCUCAGGAGGAAGGUGUUGACGCUGCAAGGUGAUGAGGACCCCGCCUGGGACCCCACACUCCUCAAGAUCGCUCUCCACAGGUGCAGGGAGGAGCUGAGCGAGAAGACCCGCCUGCUGCAGGACAUGCAGCGUCAGUACCGGGAGGUGGUGCCUAGAGCAGACUACGACCGCCACCAGCGGCGCCUUGCUACCCUCACCAACGCUCACAAGCAACUUAUGUACGCACACGACCUUCUCAAGGAGCAACACGACGCCCUUCUGGGUGCCCACGAAGCAGCGGUGACGGAGAGGGAUCAGCUCAGCCUGGAAAACCAUACCCUUCGACGCGCCGCCACGCCCAGACCAGACUGGAACAGAGUAGCGGAGUACGUGGAGGGCGGAAUCAGUCGGUGGGGCGAGAUGUCCCACGGCAGAACUAGCGACCAGCUGGUGGACGUCCUCAUCUCCGAGCUCACGGGAUCCCAACUCUCUACGUCCAGCGAGUUCAUUGACUGCAAGGGCGUGGAGGCCGGGGUGCCAGCCUACCUCAGGUACGAGGGUAGCGUCAGGAACCGUCGUCUGGGCAAGCGGGACCUCGCGCUCAUCAUCGAUGAUAUCUGGCGGGAGAAGAGGAAGCUGGCUAACAAGGACCCCAUGGAUGAGUUCGUCAACACCUACUUCAGAGACAGGUACCACCUGGAGGAGGUGAGAGCCGAGUGGUGCUACUCUCUGGCCGACGCCUGCCAGCGACUGGCCCACGAGGAGCAGAUCGGGUUGUUUUGGGGCAUCCUGUGUGGUCAGGUGGAGGAGCAGGUGUACCAUCACCAGGUCGACAGUAUCAUCGCUCUAUACGAGGCCCUGAAGGCUCGGGACCCCCUAGAUAAGGGUGUAGUGAGUCGGGCGGAAGUGGAAGCUGCCAUCAAGGAAGUCUUCCCUCUUAAGUCAGCAGAGAACACGAAGGUUGUGAUGGACAUAGCGGCAAGGGCCUCUACGCUCAAGGAUCCCGCGGUCAUCAAAUACCACAAUCUUUUCUCUCAGGGAAGCGGCGGGUCGAGGACGGGGCUGGUGACGGAGGUGCUCCAGCAGCAGCGGGAUGAACAGGACGCCUACAUCCAGGAGGUGCUGGAUGAGCUCGGCUACUCUGCCAUGGACGUCUCCGUCAGCGAGCUGAGUCGGGCCUUCACCAUGGUCGACCCCAGGAUAGAGCAGCAAGAGCUGGACGCGUACUUGGAGUGGGUGUUCAACACCACUAAGGAUCAGCUUAAGUCUGUGGCGCCGGUGCCUCUGCCACUGCUGGCCGCCAGACUCCAGACCGGCCACAUUGUCAGGAUUGGCGCCAGGAUCUGAUCCACAAGUUAAGGUGGAGACCAGACCUGAGGGCCCGGGCCAUGGGUGGGGCUAGGACCCGAGUCUUCGGGCUAGGGUCUGAGGCCCCGGGCCAUGGGUGAGGCUAGGACCCGAGUCUUUAAUGCUAUCUCUUAUUCAAUGCUAUCUGAAUAAGAGAACGGUUGAUAGCAUUAUAGAGGGAUCGCUAUCUAACGCAGACAGUGUCUAGGUAAUGUCUGUAAUGUUGUGCAGUAUUGUGAACCAUUUGUGUGUUGUGUUGUGUUGUGUUAUACAUUGUUUUAAUUCCCGUUAUCGGGGGACAGGAGCGGUUAUCGAAGGGUCGCCCCUAGGACAAUUACUGUGACCUUCCCCAGGAUGCAACCUACAGCAUUUGCCUAAUUCCCGGGUACAUAUUGGCUGCAAGAUGAACAGAGGCAUCCGGUGAAAAAAAAACGUGCCCAACCGUUUCUGCCCUGGCCGGAGAAUGAAUGUGGUUCUGAGCCGUUGACGUAGACAACUGCGCUACUGUUAAAAUUGAAGUAAUUAAAUGUAUUUUUAUUUAUUUAUUUACUUAUACUGCAUAUAGUUCUGAGCUGGCUUCGUUCUCGGCUCACAAUCUUAGAUUCCGGGUUCGAUUCCCGGGUGGGACAAAAAUGAUUUGGAAACAAUAUUGAAAAUGAAAAUGAAACGAUAUUUGGCUAAAAUUUCUUGUAGCAGGUCAUUUUGAAUGAAAUAUUUACACAUAGUUGGAACAUUGGUUAUAGAAUUGUCU
Messenger RNA from Procambarus clarkii (red swamp crayfish), 3135 nucleotides. RefSeq names its product translin-associated factor X-interacting protein 1. The record is from RefSeq and is a predicted model, not a curated record. Gene Ontology annotation, cellular component: cytoplasm. Lineage: Eukaryota; Metazoa; Arthropoda; Malacostraca; Decapoda; Cambaridae.